GGGAGCUCGCCGCGUUCCAGCGGGAGGGUGGCGCUUGCGAGCUGGGCACGCCGUCGCCUCACGACCAGAAGCCGGUGUGGGGGGAGUUGGAGCGGCGCGGCUGGAGGCCUGUUGUCCGGGAGCCGGCGGAGUGGCGUGGCGUGGCGCGGCGCAGCCGGAGGUUCGAGUGCCGGUAAACCGCGACGGGAAUAAGGGGGGAUCAGCUGGGAGUUGGCGGCUUGGUGCCCGAGUGCCGUUACCGCGCGGCCUGAGGCUCAGUCCCGUCCACCCCCACCCCCCACCCUCCUCGAUACCGGGUGAACCUUUUUGCAAUGUACAGAAAGAUGGGGCAGCUGAUCUGGGUUUUACUAUGCUUCACACUUGCUCACCUAGCCUUGCAUACAGAUUCGGUAGCAGUGAUGUCAGUUGAUUUGGGCAGUGAAUGGAUGAAAAUUGCCAUUGUGAAACCAGGUGUUCCCAUGGAGAUCGUAUUAAACAAGGAGUCGAGAAGGAAAACUCCGGUUGCAGUUUCUUUGAAGGAAAAUGAACGACUCUUUGGGGACAGUGCAGUGGCAAUGUCAGCGAAGAACCCAAAGGUUGUGUUCCGCUACCUCCAGGAUCUUCUGGGAAAGCAGCUGGAAAACCCACAGGUAGAGCUAUACAGGAAGCGUUUUCCUGAACAUCAGUUGGUGGCAGCCGAGCAGCGAGGAACUGUUCUCUACAAAGUGUCUGAUGAAUUAUUUUAUUCCCCUGAGGAGUUGUUGGGGAUGGUUCUGAAUUACUCAAGAAUCUUGGCUCAAGAUUUUGCAGAGCAGCCCAUUAAGGACCUGGUGAUCACUGUGCCGGUAUAUUUUAACCAAGCAGAAAGGAGAGCAGUCUUGCAAGCUGCUCAGAUGGCAGGCCUCAAGGUCCUUCAACUCAUCAAUGAUAACACAGCUGUGGCUCUGAACUAUGGUGUUUUCCGGAGGAAGGAUAUUAAUGCCACAGCCCAGAAUGUGAUGUUUUACGACAUGGGAUCAAGCAGCACCACUGCCACCAUAGUUACUUACGUGACGACAAAGACAAAGGAUUGGGGGACGCAACCCCAGCUCCAGAUCAGAGGGAUUGGUUUUAAUCGAAACCUGGGUGGACUUGAGAUGGAACUACGCCUGCGGGAUCACCUUGCUAAACUCUUCAAUGGACAAAAGAAGACAUCCAAAGAUGUCCUUCAUCACCCAAGAGCAAUGGCCAAACUGUGGAAAGAAGCAAAUCGUUUGAAAACAGUACUAAGUGCAAAUAUUGAUCACAUGGCACAGGUCGAGGGACUUCUUGAUGACAUUGACUUCAAGGCUAAAGUAACGAGACAAGAUUUUGAGGAGCUGUGUAGUGAUCUGUUUGAGAAAGUUGCAGAUCCUGUACAUCAGGCCUUAAAAACAGCUGAGUUGAAAAUGGAAGACAUUGAUCAUGUGAUUCUGGUGGGAGGAGCAACACGAGUUCCCAAAGUACAGGAGGCCCUGUUAAAAGCUGUUGGAAAGAAGGAGUUGGGAAAGAAUAUAAACGCUGAUGAGGCAGCAUCAAUGGGAGCAGUAUAUCAAGCUGCUGCUCUGAGCAAAGCCUUCAAGGUCAAACCCUUCCUCAUCCGUGAUGCAGCCCUCUAUCCCAUUCAGGUUGAAUUUAUGCGAUCAAUUGAGGAGGAUGGUGUGAAAAGCAUUAAACACAACAAGCGUGUACUCUUCCAGAGAAUGUCCCCAUAUCCCCAACGCAAAGUUAUCACCUUCAAUCGUUACACCGAUGACUUUGAGUUCUUUGUGAAUUAUGGGGAUGUGAGCUUCCUCAGUGAACAUGACCUCAGUAUAUUUGGAUCUUUGAACUUGACUACAGUUCGAUUGAGUGGAGUUGGUUCAAGCUUCCAGAAGCAUUCGAAUGCUGAAUCUAAAGGCAUUAAAGCCCAUUUUAACAUGGACGAAAGUGGAAUACUGGCACUGGAUAGAGUAGAAGCUGUGUUUGAGACUCUGCAGGAUGGAGAACCAGAGGAAGAGUCGACCUUGACCAAGCUUGGAAACACCAUUUCUAGUUUGUUUGGAGGUGGGAGCUCUGAAACAGAUGGGAAGGAGAACCUGACUGAAUCUGUACAGGAUGAAGAGGAGGUCACGAGUAAAAGUGAGAAAGAAGUUCCAGAAGAAUUAGAGAUGCUGGAUAAAGCAACACACUCUGAACAGGACAGCAACAACCCAGAGGAGCAGGACAAGGAGCAAACCGAAGGGAAGAAAGCAGAAGAGGCUGAAAGAGGAGAAAACAAAUCUGAAAAAUCUGAAACUCCAAAUAUGCAAACAGAUGCUGGGAAGGAGGAGGUGAAAGAUCCAGAAUUGAACAAAACGGAAGAGGUUAAAAAGCCAAAGGGACCCAAGAGGGUGAAAAUUAAUGAGGAUCUGACUGUUGAUUUGGAAAUAAAGGACUUGCCUGAUCUGUCACAAGAGGAAAUGAGUCAAUCAAAAAAGAAGCUUCAGGAUCUUACAGAUCGGGACCUCCAGAAACAAGAGCAUGAAAAAGCAGCUAAUUCAUUGGAGGCUUUCAUCUUUGAAACACAGGACAAACUGUACCAGGAAGAAUAUCAGCUUGUCUCCACCCAAGAUGAACGUGACCAAAUCUCUGCCAGACUUAGUGAGGCUUCCAACUGGCUGGAUGAGGAUGGAUAUACUGCCACCACUAAGGAGCUGAAAACAAAGCUUUCAGAGCUCCGCAAACUGUGCAAGGAGCUCUUCUUUAAAGUAGAAGAGAGGAGGAAGUGGCCAGAUCGCCUGUCUGCACUAGAUAGCAUGCUCAAUCAUUCCACCAUCUUCCUCAAGGGAGCAAAACUCUUACCAGAAGAUGAUCAGAUUUUCACAGAAGUAGAAUUAAACACUCUGGAAAAAGUUAUCACAGAGACAACUACAUGGAAGAACACAACUGUAAAGGAGCAGAAUAAUCUGCCGUCUACAGAAACGCCCAUUUUGCUCUCUAAGGACAUAGAAGCAAAGCUGGCUCUCUUGGACCGAGAAGUCAAAUACUUGCUUAACAAAGCCAAGUUUGCUAAACCCAAGCCCCGGAAGGAGAAGAACACCACAACACAAGCGCAAAAUGCAACACAGGAGGACAAGAAUGCAACAGCUACUGAUAGUGAUAGGAUUAUAUCACCUGACAAAAAGACAGAGGAAGACACAGCCAAUAAGGAAGAAGUGAAACCUGGUGAGGUGCCACCCACAGCAAGCCAGACUCAAGAAACCAAUUCUAAGGAUGAGGAGGCCACAUUACCGGACCCAAUAGAGAUAGAAUCUAGUAAAGAUACAGUUGAGAAGAAACCAGAAAGCAAGUCAGACAAACACCCUCCAGAUGAGUUGUAACCCCUCCUGGGUCCUUCACCAGCUCUAUUUAUAUUACAUUACUUUUUUGUAAUGGACCACUUUGCCAUAAUUUAACAGACGAUGAAAUGUGAUUGGAGCAGAGGUGUACAUUUUCCUUUUAUAAAAAGAACUGGAUUUCCCUGUGACAGACUUUGUUGGAGAGUUUUACUUGUAACGCCAGGUACAGUUCAAACCACAAUUAGUGACCAGUAGGAGGCAGUGUUUGCAGAAUGGAUGUUGAUGUUUAAAGGGAUUUCAAAAUGACUGCAGUUACUGGAAACCCGAGUGUAUCUUUUUCAUUUUGUCUCUUCUCUCCUGCCUUUUUUUUAAUGGUUGUAAGUGAACUAAUUGCACUGAAUGAAUAUGUUAAUUUUGCUUUAAAUUGGAAUGGGGGUGGGUGGGUUUUGGAUGUGGGUUUAGUGUGAAGCUGCAUCAUUAAACCAAAAUGCAGCUGCCCUGGAAUCUAUUCUACUUGACAUUUUCUUAAAAUUGACUGGCAUCUCAAGCUGGCAAAAUCUGUGGCAAUUAAUGUGGGUGAAGAUGUUGGCAUUAUACAGCUAAGCUCCUGUCUUUGGAGGGGGAGGUAAUCUUCUAACCCAUGGACACAGAAAUGGAAUAUUUUCCUCUACCUUUCAUAAACUGGCCUGAUCCUUGCAGUAUUGUGUCCCAGGAUACUGUAAGUGUGUCCCAUAUCAGCCAAUAGUCAGAGGUGUAGUACUGCCCUUUUCUGCUUUCUAUGCAACUGGUAACUGACACGUUCAGAUCAGUAAAUUAAUCCAGAAUUAUGGUGGGAAACUUGAUGCUAUGUUGCGACCUCAGUGGGUAAAGGGUGUAGGACUGGCUCAACUUCACUAUUUGUUCUCAACCUUGCUGAUUGAGUCAAGUGCUGAUAGAUUGUUGUUUUCCCCCAAUGAUGUCCACUGAUGAACCAAAUUGAGGAAUAGUUCAACCUUAAUCAUGUCACUAAGCUUUUUGUCCACCAGGUCAUGACUGAGGGGCACAUCUCAUUGUUCAUCAGAGACAAUCUAACCCUAAAUUGCCUGCAUUAAGUUUCACAGGUGGAACUAUGUUAAGCUGGUUGCAUUUAUUAAGGUUUAAUAGUUUAAAAUAAAGCCUGUUGCAAUAUUUUCCAGUACAUGUGUUGCUCUGUAGGCAAAACACAGGCCCCUGAAUUAUCUAUCUUUCUUGUUGUUCACUUCUAAUUUGUAUUGUGAAACAAAUUUGAAUAGUGGAAUCCUAAUGUUUAGAUCUGACAUCCAGAAGCUCUAGACUGACAGCCAACAUCUGAUUUUUCAGAACUGAUGGUCUAAGUCGUGAUUCAUUGAAAGUCCAUUUUGUAUUACACGUGGCAACAGAGAGAUUAAUUCUUGGGGCUGGAUUGUUGCCUUUUGCCAGCUCUCAUUUGUGCGGUGAUCCAUUAAGCUGCUGUUUUUGGUCAGGAACCUGUGUAUUUGUUUCUGUUCUGUGUUCAGAAAUUAAUAAUUUGGAGUCCACUUCGAGUUCUGGCAACUGACAUUAAGACAGGGAAAAGUUCACAUCAGCAAUACCCUAUCCAUCACCUUUCCAUUACGGAAGGAUGUGGUUUUCUUAAACUGCAUCUAGUUUACUGAAGGAGAGUUGCUGGAGGCUGGUCCCCAGUUUAAUUUUUGGGAAAUCUAUUGUCCAACCAACAGUGUCAAAACGUCUCUCCAGUUUUGCUGUAACCCAUUUUCCUCCUCCAAGCUGCUGGCCUGAGAGCUAAGCUCAGUAGAUUAGACAAGAUGACCACUAUAGUGGGUUUGGACUGUACUUUCUGAAGUUCAGUGCUUCAUCACUGUUUGUGUUGUAAGUUACACUAUUAGUGGGUUUCCCCAAUGCUCUUGGUGUUGAAUGCGUAAUUUCAAAAGUAAAAAAAUUUUGACAAAGAUCUGUUCACCAGUUGAUGGUGCUGCCAUGAGGUAUAACUUGAACAUUGGGGGGGUGGGGGGGGGGGUCAAAGAAAAUCGGGACCAGUUUUAGUACUUGUGGUUCUUGUCAAUUUGAUUGUCUCUGACUAAAGUUGAGAAUCUGCAGUCAAAGCUGGAUGCCAUUUCUGCACAUGAAUAUCCUAAAACAGCCAGACUCGCCAAGAGACCCAAUGUGUUCAUCUGCACUGUUCCCUCUCUCAAUAAAAUGAUUUUUUUUGAAUUUGUUAGUAGCUGACUGCACAUUGUACUUUCUGUUCAUAACUAAGCUGAAAAGAUAUCUGUCAGUGAGAUUGUACAAUACUCUGAAUUUGGGUAGAAAUGUUUGUUAAUUUUCACUGAAUCCCUUGUUCUGGUGCAAGUUAUUAUCGUUCUGGCCAUUUCCAACAGGAUAUCAGCCCUUCAGUUAUCUAAUCUAUAAACCCAUCACCCUGUACCUCCACAGACACCAUGCCAGCUGAUAGUUUGUGCAUCUGCUGUCUUAGGAUAUGUUGCUUCUACACGGUGUCUAGCAGUCAAGGAGUCCAUUAGUCUGAUUUGGAUCUUCCUUAGUUAAAAUUACUAAUUUUCAAACCCAGUCAAUAUCUGCCUUUAAAUAGCCUUCUGCGUUAUGCAGAGUUAACUUGAACCUCUCGUUCUGGGUUUGAUUAUACCCUUGCCAACUUGGAUUAAGUUUUAUUUCAAAUUAAGAAGAACUGAUUUACUUUAUGGUAAUGAUUUCUUCUGUAAAAACAAAAACAAAAAUCCAAAUACUUGUAUGACAUUGCAGGAUUGUGGCCUCUUCCUUUGUGAUAUUUUGCUUGCAGUUCUCUACCUAUACAUAUGCAUUAAUCUCAAUUGUAAUGGGUUACAACCUUGACCCAACUGCGAACAAAGGGAUUUGUACAGGGCAACCUCAGUCUGAGGGUAAACACAGCACAUCUAUCUAACCUGUCCAAAACAACUCUCAUUGUUCUCCAUUAUUGGCACUAAAGCGUUACCUACUGGUGUGCCCUUUCUGGUGUGGCUGAAGCUCAUCACACCUUUUGGUGAUAAAAGCUACCUGUUGCAUCAGAACUGUGACAGAUGGCAGAUGUUCUGCUGUUUCAAGCACUACAUGAAUGUGAAAUAGUUUGUAUUAAUGGUGGCUUUUUAGAACUAUACAACCCAGGGUGGGGAAAUGGGCAGAGUAGAGAUGUCAUCUGCCCAGGUAUUGCACAUUCUUUCUGAAAGUAUAACACCGGGAAUUCUGUGCCAAUUAAACGAAUCCUCCCGUCCAUUAGGAAAACCUGAUGUUCCUGACAUGUUUUCUUUAACAACUCACUUUCCAGGUAUUUUUCAACUGUUGCUUUUAACUGCUUCAGAACUCUCCCCUUGAUUACCCGACCUAAAAGAUCUGAGACUACGUGGAACAGUAUUACUGAUGUUUAGGAAAGAGGCAGUCAGGCUCUUCAGUUUUUAAAAAUCCUUGCUGGAAUACAUCUGUGGCUGAUGGACCAGCUGAUGCCAUCAGGGGUUUGGAUGACUUGAAGGUAAAUGUGAUUAAGGACAUAUUGUUGCCACCUGAUUGGAGUUAAACAAGAAGGCUGACACAGACUUUUUAGCUGUAUUUUGUAAUGUGCAGAGCAAUUUCAAUACAAAGUUUUCCUAAAAUAUUUGAAAUCUGUAAUUUUUGGCAUUUUGUUUCCAUCUAGCCAUAAUGAGAGUGAAGAAUUGGUUCAAUCAGCAACACCACAUUCAAAAUUUCAGUUUCAGCACAAAGCCUCAGUUUGCUCUGUCGGGGUCACUAGUUCAUCCAGUGGAGGUCUGGUAGCACUUGAUAUGCAGAUUGUUAUGGCUUGGGGCAGUAUACCCUUGUGUAUUUUUAAAUAGGUAAUAUGCAUCUGAAAAUUCUGGCAAUAAAAGCUUUUGUUUAAACUUUCA
This is a messenger RNA of Pristis pectinata (smalltooth sawfish), 7183 nucleotides long. RefSeq names its product hypoxia up-regulated 1 (gene hyou1). Gene Ontology annotation, cellular component: endoplasmic reticulum chaperone complex. Gene Ontology annotation, molecular function: ATP binding; ATP-dependent protein folding chaperone. The transcript has 25 exons. The coding region runs from base 312 to 3338 and encodes 1008 amino acids. Gene Ontology annotation, biological process: negative regulation of hypoxia-induced intrinsic apoptotic signaling pathway; cellular response to hypoxia; endoplasmic reticulum unfolded protein response. NCBI's taxonomy places the organism in Eukaryota, Metazoa, Chordata, Chondrichthyes, Rhinopristiformes, Pristidae. The record is from RefSeq and is a predicted model, not a curated record.